Prorocentrum cordatum is the source of this 1342-nucleotide messenger RNA. NCBI's taxonomy places the organism in Eukaryota, Dinophyceae, Prorocentrales, Prorocentraceae. The record is from the annotation of a GenBank genome assembly.
CAAACAUGUCUUUAGUCCGAAGGUUCCCAAGGGCUUCCUGACGUUCAAAGCUCCGAACGAUGACUUUGGAGAGCUCUGACUGCCAAGGCCCUCAGUGCGUACAAUGGCGCAAACGGUUUUGAGCGGCAGAGAUCUCAGUACGAACAGUGCUUUGCGGCCUCGUGGGCCAGCUCCUGGAGCGUUCGUGCCCGUGCUGGCCCGGGUCCAGCGCGCCGUCGGCCCGCUGGGCCCUGCGAACUGGUCGAUCACGCAGUUCACCCCUGCGUCCAUGGACGUGCAGCCUCAGAACCUCGCGGAGCGUGUCUUCACGGUGGUGGUGGUGAUUUUCGCUCUGGUGGGCUUCUCCUACAUUGUCGGCAGCAUCACGGGCUCCUUGGGGCAGCUGCGCAGCAUGCACGCGGAGGAGUCGACGCUCUUCUGGGACCUCAAGCGGUACUUGGCCAGAAACAAGGUGCCACGGGCCCUGUCCGUGCGCAUCCAGAAGUACCUGGAGCACGCGUGGCAGGCACAGCGGGAAAAGAAGUCAGGGAAGAACGUCAAGCUGGUGAGUCUGCUCUCCGAGCAGCUCCGGUCCGAGCUCAAAUUCGAGAUGGCCGUGCCGCAGAUGCGCAUUCACCCGCUGCUGGACAGCCUCAUCAACAAUUCCAAGGUGACCGUGCACCGGCUGGCCAAUGUGGCCAUAGAGCACAAGCUCCUCGCUGCAGGCGACUGCCUGUUCUACCCGAUGGAGACUGCGAACCACAUGUACAUCGUGGUGGAGGGUAAGUUCAACUAUGCAAGGCUGGACAGCUUCGGAGGCCUGCACAAGGAGCUGGUGGACAAGGCCGAGGACUGGAUCGCGGAAGCCGCCCUCUGGGCGGGGAACUGGGUACACAGAGGCCUCUGCAAGGCCAUCGAGGACAGCGACAACUUGACCAUCGACUCCAACAAGUUCGCGGAGCAAGUGAAGCUCAACCCGCAGGCGCAUGAGUUUGUCUCGAGUUAUGCGCGGAUCUUUCUCGAGUGGUUGAACAGCGAGAACCCGAACAACCUCUCGGACAUCUCCCAGGGAGAGUACGUGAGCGAGCAAUUCGCAGCCUUCAUCCCCAGCACCACCAGCUUCCGCGGGGGGGGCUCUCAGGGGCAAAGUCAGGAGUGGAGGAUAGACCCAGGAAGGGACGCAUUCACCCCCAAACGCAUGUUGAUCGCCGAUCUGGGCCCGAUAGCCCACCCCGCCCAUGACCAUGCGGCUUCGCAGUCGGGGUCGUACCGCCGAUCUAUCGGCGAUGUUUCGUCGAUUCCAGCCCGAUGUCCCCCCCUGAGCUGGGAAGGGCUCCCCUCGCCCAGAUAUCCGAUGUCUUGA